Messenger RNA from Malassezia globosa CBS 7966, 1407 nucleotides. Its product is annotated as putative secretory lipase (family LIP). The record is from RefSeq and is a predicted model, not a curated record. Gene Ontology annotation, biological process: lipid catabolic process. Lineage: Eukaryota; Fungi; Basidiomycota; Malasseziomycetes; Malasseziales; Malasseziaceae. Bases 1 to 1407 code for a protein of 468 amino acids. Gene Ontology annotation, molecular function: triacylglycerol lipase activity. The transcript has a single exon.
AUGUUCCCUCGCCAGAUCCUGGUUUUUGCUGCGCUUGGGUUAUGUUUUGCGCUCGUUGCUGGUGCUACGCAAGUUUCUGGAGUGAGGAGAUGGGAGCUUCGCCGUCGCUUCUCAUUUGAGGAUAGCUUCUAUCAUCCACCUUCAGGCUGGGAGAGUGCUAGCCCAGGUGAAGUCCUUGCUUCGCGAAAGGUUGAUGUCUCUCCUGCUAGCAUUUUCAAUCUCGGAAUCAACGCUUACCAACUGCUUUACCGUACAACUGGCUUAACUGAUGGCGAAGCUACCACGUCAGUCACCACUGUGCUUGUACCCUAUAACUACGACAAAGACAAGGUCAUGGUCUCCGCUUUGUAUGAAGACUCAUUCUCAUCAGAAUGUGCUCCUAGUAAGCAGCUCAAGUCCGGUCACUUCAUUUCCCAGAACGUUGCUGUUGCGUACCAAUCACUUUUUCUGACGACGCUUCUGCAUGAGGGAUGGGUUGUUACUGUUCCCGACCACGAGGGUCCCCAAAAUGCAUUUGGUGCAGGGCCGCUUGAGGGACAUGCUAUUUUGGAUGCUGUUCGUGCGACUAUUAACUACGACCGAAUUGGUCUAGGCAGUAAUGCCAAAGUUACAGGAUAUGGCUAUUCAGGUGGUGCAAUGGCUCUUGGGUGGGCUGCAAGUCUACACAAGAGCUAUGCAUCUGAACUGAAUGUCGUGGGAUGGGCCAUGGGUGGCACUGUGACAAGAAUGGCUGAUUGGUUGCGAUAUAUUGACGGAACCGGCGGUGCUGGCUUUGCCGUUGCCGCACUUGGGGGGAUCUCUUCUGUGGACAAUGACCUACAAUGGGUUCAAGACAAUUUAACACCCUUGGGCAAGAUAGUUUUGGAAAAGUCCAAACAUUCUUGCAUGUAUAAAAAUCUUCUUGAGGAAGCCUACAAACGGUUCAUCUCUGACACUUAUUUCCAAGGUGGCUCUACGUUCUUUGAGAAUUCAGGCGCCAUGUAUGCGCUUAAUAAGUACAAUCUUGGUGAAGAUGGUUCUAAAGUACCUUCAGCGCCCGUGUUCAUGUUCCACGCGCGAAACGACAUCGUCGUGCCGUAUGCGAUGGCUCAAGCAACGGCACGGUCUUGGUGUCAGCAGGGUGCUCAGAUUAGAUUUACAACCUACGCCGGUGUUGAAAUGGGACACACUAGCGCUGGCAUUGCGAGUCUGCCGGAUGUGCUUCAUUUCUUACGUGACCGAUUCAAUGGUAAGCAGUGGGGCGAAACCUGCCAAUACCCAGUUGUGCUUGACCCAUGGUUCAACCUGUUUAACCUAGGGGAGUCGUAUGCAGAGUUUGUCCAGCAGCUCUUGGAUUUACUUGGAAGGCGUAUCGGCAAAGACGAUCAUAUCCUCAUGGCGAAGCUUAAGAAACAAGAGGUGCCUUGA